Prorocentrum cordatum is the source of this 1626-nucleotide messenger RNA. NCBI's taxonomy places the organism in Eukaryota, Dinophyceae, Prorocentrales, Prorocentraceae. The record is from the annotation of a GenBank genome assembly.
AUGGUCGACGUGGUCCUGGCGACCACCGCCCUGGGCGCCAGCGCGCUCGGCCCCGCCGUCCUCGUGCCCUUGGCCGCCGCGGGGGGCUACUGGCUGUCAGGACUCGGACGGGCUGCGGGCAGCCCUGCCCCUGCCGUGGGGGCACAGCCCGCCUUCACGUGCGCCUGCCCCCGGGAGGGCUGGCCGCUGUGGGGGCUCGUGCUCGUUUUCGUGGUCGGGGGCAGCUGCGUACUCUGCUGCCUGGGCUGCUCCACAGCUGCCGCGGGCCUGGCCUGGUGGCGGCGUGACCACGCCGCCGCUCGGAGGAGGCUCGAGGAUCAGGUGCAGGCACCGAACAGGGGCAGCAUCCUCGAGACCGAGCUCGCUGCGAGCCAGCAGGAGGAGGACCAUGCCCUCGGGCCCUUCGUCAGGGCCAGAGUUCGAGGCGCAGGGCUGGCCAACCCCGCCAGUGCGCUGGCCACCGUGUCGUUCGAGAUCCUCCUUGUGGACGUCGAGGAGGGCGUGCUGACGGAGCUGGUGCCGGAGGCCGUGUACUACGAGGACGGGCAGCACGCUCAGCGGGUCCUUCGGCACUUCACCCCGCGGGCGCGGCACUGGCCGCAUGGGCGGACGGUGCUGGAGGAGUCCUCGCGGGCCUUCCGCUCGCAGUUCGGCGAGGAGGCCUUUGCGGAGUUCUUCACAGCCGGAGAGGAGGAGGCCGAGUCCGCGGUGAUUGUCGGGGGGAGCUCCGAGCAGCCCGCCGAGGAGGAGGCAGCGGAGGUGGCGGGCGUGCUGCGGGACGGCUUCGCGGAGUCGGACGGGCCCCUCGAGCCGCCGCCGCAGCGGGACUUCGCCGGGGAGGGCGAGGACGACGCGGCCGGGGGCGGCACGGAGAUGGAGCGCUUCGCGGCCGCGCUGAUGGGAGCUGCCCGGGCCUUCAGCCAGCGCGGCGAGGAAGGCGGUGCCGGAGGCAACGGCGACCUCAUGGGCCUCGGGGGAGGCAACGUCGGCGCCGGCGUGCGAGGCACGGCCCACCGCGAGGCGCUCAUCGCGGCGAGGCGAACCUCGCCCGGCAGCUUCUCCAGGUCGUUGAUGGAGGCCAUGGCCGCACAGGGCCGCUCCUCGCGCCAGCCCCGGGGCGUCGCCUACGACCCUCCCGAGCCCCGCCUAUGGCUCGAGAGGACGGGCGGGUGGUCGGAGUUCACGCCAGGCAGUCCCAACACGGUGCGGGACCUCGCCCUGAUCGCGUGGCAGGUGGCGGACAUCGUGGACCGCCUGUGGAUGAAUCAGAUCGCGGAGGCGGCGGACUCCGCCGCGCUGCUGCUGAUGGGCCUGGACCAGGCCAGGAUCGACGGAGGCAGGCUCGACAUGAUGUGGCUGUACCAGUUCGAGCGCGACCCGCCCGCCUCGCUGUUUGCGAGGGGCGGGCAGUCCGCAGUGGGGACACGACAGUUCAGCUCGCUGGCGAACCCGCGCUGGUCCACGGUGAACCUCGCCUACCUGCGGGAGCUGGACCUGCUGGAGACCAGGAGGAGCGAGCUGCAGCGGCCCCAGGGGCGGACGCCGGUGCCCAGAGCCCGCGGGGCCCCCGAGCAGCCGCAGCCCGAAGGCGCCGGUGUGAUCGGCCCCGGAGGCGGGGCCGCGGAG